AUGUCUUCUCUUUUGGGAGUGGGCAAGAGCAUUGGCCGCAGUUUUGUACAACAGAAGCGAAAUGCGGCUCAACUGAUCAAAGUCAGAGAUGCCAUCAACGCAGCUUUGGAUGAGGAGAUGGCCAGAGACCACAAUGUAUUCCUGAUCGGAGAAGAAGUUGCUCAAUACGAUGGUGCUUACAAGGUAUUACCAACUUAAUUUGUUCAUUUUUUUAGAUUUAACCCAUAAAGCAAUCAUUUAUAUGUAUUGAGCAAGAAUUGUCUUGAUGUUCAUUUAAGAGGUUGAAUAACGUCUUGAUUUAGGUAAGCAAAGGACUUUGGAAAAAGUACGGAGACAACAGAGUAGUUGAUACCCCAAUCACAGAAAUGGGAUUCACUGGUAUUGCCGUUGGUGCUGCUUUCGGAGGUCUUCGGCCGAUCUGUGAGUUCAUGACAUUUAACUUUGCCAUGCAGUCGAUCGAUCAGAUUAUCAACAGUGCCGCUAAAACAUUCUACAUGUCUGCUGGCCGUGUAGGUGUAUUUUUUAUUUCUCUAUAGUCUUUUUUUCUUAUCUAUUUCUAGGUAAUGUUUUUGGGUUAUAUUCUUGAAUUAUCAUCUUUCGUUUAGUGCCCAGUGCCAAUCGUCUUCCGAGGACCUAAUGGAUGUGCUGCUGGUGUCGCUGCUCAACACAGUCAAGAUUACUCUGCUUGGUAUGCCCACUGUCCUGGACUUAAGGUUGUCGCCCCAUACAGUGCUGAAGAUGCUAAAGGGCUACUGAAGGCCGCCAUUCGUGACGAUAACCCAGGUAACGUAUUUUUUGAACAAAAGUAUUGAAUCAAAGCUUAAUUUAGUACAAAUCUCACAUUUCCGAAGUUUAUAGCAAUAACGGUAAUGCACUUAAGCACCAACACUCUGCCUUGAAAUAAAAAAAAUAUUUCAGUAUGUGUAUUGGAAGACGAAAUCCUUUAUGGUGUUGGCUUUGAAAUGUCAGAGGAAUCACAAAAAGAUGACUUUGUUGUGCCAAUUGGAAAAGCCAAGAUUGAAAGAGCUGGUGACCAUGUCACAUUAGUAGCGUACUCUAUCGCCGUGAAACACGCUUUGGACGCCGCUGAAGAACUAGCCAAAAUCGGCGUUAGUGCUGAGGUAGGUGAAUUUUUAAAUUCGACCCAGCUCAUGAACUUUAAAAUGCACUUUGUUUCUUAGAGCUAAAUAUAGACAGAGUUGUCUGCACAGAAAAUUGUCUUAUAGAGUUGUAUAUGUACACUUUUGAACGUUACCCUGUCCAGGUUAUCAAUCUCCGUUCCCUCCGCCCACUCGACUUCGAAACGAUCCGACAGUCAGUGUUCAAGACCCAUCACUUGGUGACAGUAGAAACCGGAUGGCCAUUUGCCGGUAUCGGGGCCGAGAUUGUCGCUCAAGCUAACGAAACCGACGUUUUCGACCACUUGGACGCCCCUGUCUACCGUGUCACUGGUGUCGAUAUUCCUAUGCCAUAUGCUGUGUCGCUGGAAGCCGCUGCUUUGCCAAAUGCACAGCACGUAGUGAAAACAGUCAAGAAGUCACUCCACAUUGUCUAG
Messenger RNA from Bursaphelenchus okinawaensis, 1555 nucleotides. The record is from the annotation of a GenBank genome assembly. Lineage: Eukaryota; Metazoa; Nematoda; Chromadorea; Rhabditida; Aphelenchoididae.